Cercospora beticola is the source of this 1198-nucleotide messenger RNA. RefSeq lists its product as uncharacterized. NCBI's taxonomy places the organism in Eukaryota, Fungi, Ascomycota, Dothideomycetes, Mycosphaerellales, Mycosphaerellaceae. The record is from RefSeq and is a predicted model, not a curated record.
CAAUGUUUGCGCCCUCACAAUUCGCAGGCUGCAUCUGUGCAUCACACAUCCAGAUACAGGAUCUGGUCUGCCCACACGAUAUGCACGGAUGAGCCCACUUCCAGACUGUGAGAUCUAUUCCAAUACAUGAUCAGAGAGGCAUUCCGCACUCUGUACCAGGUCUUCUCUGCAGCCGCAUGGCCACACCUGAUGGACUCACGCCCUUGAGGAUACGUGGCAAACGCCGCGGUGCUCCCAGCGAGAAGUGGAAUGCUGGCAAACGUCGUCGGCCAGAGCUACAGAAACGGCACAACUCUGUCGAUAUCGCCAAGGCCGACGAAUCGCGAUCUGCAAAGCUACGCCUUCGUAAAAGCCGUGAGUCCGACGACGACUCGCCGCUCGAGACCUUGCCAGCAGAAGUCUUGCAGCAGAUCUUCGAAUAUGCAGGUAACGUGGACCUGGCAGUAGUGUCUCGUCAGCUUGCUGCGAAGCUUUCCAAGAGCCAUCAUCUGCAGUACGAACUUACAACACGCCUUCUUGAGCCUGUCCUCGAUCCUGCAGAUGGUUCCGAGCCCAGCGCUGCAGAGCUGCAUGCUGCUACCCGUCUGCUCGACUCGAGAUUCAUGACCUGGCGAUUUUUCACAGCAUGGCUGCGUCGCCAGACCAACGUCGCGCUCACGGGAACCUCUGACGACGAGCCCAAUUUCAACGAGCUAUGGAAAGCCCUCCGGCCUGAUCAUGCUCUGUUGCCACCAAGAAAGCUUUUCCUCCCGCCAUUCACCACAGAGAAAGUGUCUUUCAUGUCACUUCUACUUCAAAACGUGAACGACAUCACGCUCCUUGACGCCUCUUACGGAGAGAUUGCAUAUGAAGGUCUUGUCGCGGCCAUCCAGUCUGACAUGCCAGACCUGGUCUUCUUGUUCCUUGGUGUAGGGCUGAACAGCGACACAGAACUUUUGCGAACUGCUGUUGAGGCUGGCUGCAAUCAGGAGAUUGUGCAAAUGCUUGUAGAUUCUGACGCUGCGAGACAGCGAGCCGCCGGUAGGUCGAAAGGCGAGGUCGAUUUGCUGGAUCCAGCCAUAUGGGCUUGGGCUGAGCACGCUCGCAAGCACGGCAAUGAUCGGGGAGAGUGGCUCGUUUCUUAUCUUCAAGCACGCCAGCGCAAAAUCGUCCCAUCACGCUAAAUACUACUCCACUUCACAAUUGACUACAUGCAAUC